AUUUGGUUCAGUGUAAUUCAAAAUUUUAAAGUGUUCCUUAACUGCAGUAAUAAAGGCACAACAUGAGUCAACGAAUUAUUUUACUGGUCUUGCUUUGCUUGCAUGUAACUCUCUCAUUUGCUGAUUCCGUUGACGAAGAUGAGAAUCUGCUCACGAUCGGUCUGCUGCAGAAAUAUGGUUACCCGCAUGAGAAUCAUACCGUUGUCACUGAGGAUGGUUAUAUACUAAAUAUACAUAGGAUACCAAGACCCGGAGCCAGGCCAGUUUUUCUGAUGCAUGGCCUAAUGGAUAGCUCAGCUACUUUUAUAUUGAUGGGCCCCGGAAAGGGCUUGGGCUAUUUACUCUAUGAGCAGGGCUACGAUGUCUGGAUGGGCAAUUCGCGCGGCAAUACCUAUUGCAGGGAGCAUGUCAAGUAUACGACAGAUGAGCAGGAGUUUUGGGAUUUCUCAUUUCAUGAAUUGGCUCUCUUUGAUCUGCCAAUCACCAUAGACUAUGUUCUGCAGUUGACCAACUAUACCAAUCUGCACUACAUUGGCCACUCGCAGGGCACAACUUCUUUCUGGAUUUUGGGCAGCGAGCGACCCGAGUAUAUGGAGAAAAUCUUGCUCAUGCAGGCUCUGGCGCCCAUUGCCUUCUUUGAGUAUUGCAAGAGUCCGAUCGUGAAUUUUCUGGGCGCAACUGAUUUGACCGCGAAUCUCGUUUCACGCUUGCUGGGUCCAAGUGAAUUUUUACCAUCAGACGAUUUCUUAAACAUGUUUUCAGAUGUCUUAUGUAAUUCCUCGCCACUUGGCCUGAAGCUAUGCAAGAAUGUGCUCUUUCUGUUUGCGGGCUACAGUCCAGCACAGCUGAAUGAGACCAUGUUGCCUGUGAUACUUAGCCACGAUCCAGCUGGUGCGUCUACCAAGCAGGUAAUGCACUAUGUCCAGUUUAGAGCAUCGAAUGAAUUUCGCAAAUAUGACUAUGGUCUUUUGAGGAAUGUAGCACUUUAUUCGAGUCCUUUUCCGCCCAAAUAUGAUUUGUCCAGGGUCACGGCCAAGGUGAUUUUAUACUAUGGUCAAAACGAUUUGUUGGGCCAGCCCGAAGAUGUUUCCAGACUCUACUUCAAGUUGCCCAAUGUGGUGCUCAAAUAUCUCGUGGACUAUCCCAGAUUCAAUCAUUUGGACUUCACGUGGGGCAUAGAUGUACCUGAGCUGCUCUAUCACCGAAUGUUUAAGACUAUGCGUUAUUUUGAAGGUGCUGCGCUUAAGGAGGAAGAGGCUGCGGAUAAAUGAGUGAAGAAUAAAAACAACUUGCACUUAAGACGCAUUAGAACAUUUUAUGCAAAUAUAUAUGAAAUAAAGUUUUCCAGAUAAAAUAA
This is a messenger RNA of Drosophila hydei, 1357 nucleotides long. RefSeq names its product lipase 1-like. The transcript has 5 exons. The record is from RefSeq and is a predicted model, not a curated record. The coding region runs from base 63 to 1271 and encodes 402 amino acids. Gene Ontology annotation, biological process: lipid metabolic process. Lineage: Eukaryota; Metazoa; Arthropoda; Insecta; Diptera; Drosophilidae. Gene Ontology annotation, molecular function: hydrolase activity, acting on ester bonds.